Messenger RNA from Topomyia yanbarensis, 13126 nucleotides. RefSeq lists its product as uncharacterized. Gene Ontology annotation, molecular function: protein binding. Gene Ontology annotation, biological process: signal transduction. The transcript has 13 exons. The record is from RefSeq and is a predicted model, not a curated record. The coding region runs from base 3121 to 7935 and encodes 1604 amino acids. NCBI's taxonomy places the organism in Eukaryota, Metazoa, Arthropoda, Insecta, Diptera, Culicidae. Gene Ontology annotation, cellular component: cytoskeleton.
GCGACAACGUUCGGUCGAGUUUUGCAGAUUCGCUCCGGGGUCAUAACGUCGAACGGGCGCGUGGCGUUUUUUGCCUUCUUUUUCAUAAUCCUAGCACAUUCCCAUCAGAACCAGCGUGCGGAUAGUAGCUAGUGGGGGACACCAAAAAAGGGAGGCUUACACAAUAGCCAUAAGCUAUCGGCGGGUCGUGUUUGUUCGGUUCGAUGCGAUUUGCGUGUGUGUGUUUGUAUGCGACAGGUAAAAUCGGGAGAAUGGUGACGGUGGCGGUCGGCGGCAUUCCGGUUGUCAUAUGUUCCAUGGAUGUCGUCCCCCUUGUCCGCUUGGGACGGAUUCCCUGCUGAUUCGGCUGGGAAUUAUUGUUCCUCACUAAAACUACACGGAACGAGAGUUGUGUCUUACGUGUGUUUCGAUAUACCGAUGCCGAUUGAGGCUGGAUUCCGGCGAGUGUCUCUUCUACCGUCCGGCGAAGGGCUAGAAUAGGUUUGAAGAAAGAAAAACAGGAAGCAAAGAGGUGAAACGAAAGUGUCUGGCUUUGGCCAAGUUUCAGGGGUCUAAUCAAAUCGGGGUGGAAGGUAGUGAUUAUUGGAUGAAAUUCGAGCCAACGUGAAUUUUAAAUAGCAACCAAAACCUAUCCACCUAGUAGUGGUAGUAGCAGUAGUAGUAGGUGUGUUUCGACGGAGCGAACGUGGUUUAGUGAAAAUCUGCUACAUUCAUCACAAUAUUCAUUUGUCGGUUGCCGGUGUCGUGUGGGCGGAAGGCUCAUAUAGGUGUAGUGUGUCAGUGGUACGACGAGGGAGGACAGACAGACCAGUGAAAACAGAAAAAAAUAUGUUGCGAUUGUGAGAAAUACUAUGAAAGGCUGAGAAUAAGUAUCGUGUUCGGUGAGAGCCAGGAGAGAAAUAGUGGGAGAAAAUUAUUCACGUCUUCUUCCGAAGAGAAACGAUUCGCAAUUUUGUGUGGCUUCAAGCGAACGUGGAAUUUGAGCAGUUUUGUGAAACAGAUAAGCCGACCUGUAAAUAUAUUAAAAUCGCGACUUUGUCGCCAGAGUUAAUCAGAUAUUCCAGCCUUGGUGAAUCGAUUACGAGUGCGGUGGUCGGCCAAAAAUAGAAGAUAGAUUCGGACCUGCUCGGAAUACGCAAAGUAACAAAAAAACCCGUUGUCUCGUUUAUCACUCGUAUGCAGAUGAAGGCGAGUCGGCUGAAAAGAGCAAAUACAGUUGUCUCGAGUCCCAAAUUCCAGCUCAUUUGAACAUAUGUUUUAGUGAUCGGUUUUGCGGCGAGGAAGCCCCAACUCUCGAUCGUUCUCUGCACCCACUUUAUUGUUUUUGUUUUGCUUCGUACACUCUCGGAUCCGGUUCCCGGUUGUUGGUAGUAGUGGUGGUACGGGGGGUGCUGCUGGUAGGCGUGUGGAACACAUGGUUCAAGCAUGGUAGCAGUGCCUAUUACGAAAUUUUGCCCCGUUCGCGCUCGUGAAUGAGAUAUGAAGCUAGGAAAGAUUGUUUGGAUCAAAACAAACGAUUGCAAAGUGUGAGAAAAAAAAAAGGAAAACAGCCGAAAAAGCAAUAAAAGCAGAUCUUGCAACGAGAUUGUGUGUAAACAGCGCGAAUUGAAGCGAUUGCGAAAAUAAACAACGGAGAGAAACAUGAAAUUCGUGUAAGCAACAACAAAAAAACCCAACGAAGGUAAAAAGCGAGUAAACGGGUGAUCAAACGAGGGAAAUUGAUCUCGAUCGAGCCGCCGAAGUGAAGUGCACGUGUAUGUAUUUGUAUUUGCUUGGUGCAAAUCCAAAAGGUUUUAGUGCAGAUUUUGUGCGCAGGAGGCAGGCAAGUGAGGUGAGAAUGGUGGCCUUCGGAACGGCUUCAAAUCCAUUGGCGGAGCAGCGCUUUGGCAGAGCGAGAUAAGUUUCAACCGGUAUAGCAGCCGAAAUUGGAUUAAUUUUCUACUCUGCUGCGGUUUUCUCGGUUUCUCGGCUGGAGAACAUCGCAAUCGGCACCAGACCACUGCAACCCGUGAACGACGUGCAUCCAGCGAAGCUUUAUGAACCAAAUUCAGCAAGCGACCGAUCCGACCAAAACAGGCCCGCUGCUUGUCACAAGGUUUUGGCUGUUGGUCAACUCAUUCCCGUACCUCAAUCGGAGCACACGACACCCAACCAGCAACCCGUAACCCGCAAAACCAGUCAAGCAAUCAACGAGCGAACCAACCUACUAACCAGGGUCUACACCUCCGCGGAAGCUGGGAGAGCAUGCGGGUGCGGCCAAGAGUAACGAAAGAGGAAAAAAUAAUUGCUCCGCUGAAAGUGAGAACAACGUGAAAAUUGCAUCGCGCGCGAGUGGAAAUAAAAAGCACCGGACGCGGCAGGCGGCGGAAAAAUCCCACAAAAUCAGCUACGGCUCCAGUCCUGCUCAAUUCCUCGCAACCGCAAACAUCGUAAUCGCAAAUGUCAACCGGGCGGUCGAGAGUCACUUUUUGCCCCGUUCCCGGAGGCUGCAAAUUAAUGGAAUAAAAAUUGUAUCAUUGGGUUCGAGCGGGAAAUGAAGGUGACGCAAAACGCUGGGAAAAUAAAUAAAACAUUAACGAAAAUUGUUCACUUUCAACCCCCGCCUACUCCGAGAGAGAGAGGCUAAACUAGGGCGCGGGGUAUGUGUGCCAGUUGUGUAAGUUUUCUUCGUUAGCCCACUGUUAGGUAUCCACUAUUGUCGUGUUCAAGUUGGUUUUGUUCCACUCUGAAGUGUUAGAUAAUUCCGGUUGGCUGUAGCAGGCUGUACCUACAGGCAGCCGAAAGAGUAAAUAACGUCACCGUCACAAAGGCUGAAAGUGAAGUGUCUGGGAAAUUUUGGCGGAGUGAAUUUCGACCCCGUUAUAGGCGACGGAAGGGUGAGAAAAGUUGAAAUAGUGGAAACGUCGUGGCCAACCGUAAUAAAAAAAAAGUGCGGGUGGAUGCAAGUGAAAAGAAUCGAGAUAGUAUGCAUUUUGCACGUGGCCCAAGUCGGUGUGAAAAAUCGGCGACAUAAUUGAUGCUGCCGGUUUGGGGAGUGAUUUAACUUCGUACCUUGCAGCGGCAGCGACGGCGGCAACUUUGAAUUAGAUUCCUAACCACGUUGCCAUCGAGUGAGAAACGAUGCUUCUGCAGCCUGGGCAUACGCUCAGUGCUGAUCAAACCCAGCAGCAGCAGCAGCAGCAACAACAACAGCAGCCGCAGAACUCACCGAUACUGCCGUCAAGUCAAGUGUCGCAGUCAACACCACAGCUGCUACAAUCGCAGCUGCCGGUGAAUCUGCUGUCCAGCCAGCAACCAUCGUCUCUCACGUCCUCGUCCAGUACGUCGUCGACGCCACCGAUCCAGGAUGUUAACCGAUAUCUGGAAAUGGCACAGGAGGUUCUCAAGGAGGGCUGGACGGUGCACACGGCCAAAGAUGGGCGGCUGUACUAUUGCAACCACAUCACACGCACCGCAGGAUGGCUGCCACCAAUCGAGAACUGGGUACAAACGAUCGACCUGCCGUACGGCUGGGAAAAAGCGGUCGACCUGAAAGGCCAACCAUACUACAUCAACCAUCUGAACAAAACCACCACCUACGAGGAACCGGAGCGGUAUCACUACAAUGACUCCCCGCCGGAACCGCGACUGGUGGUGCUCCAUCGGAGUCCCACGCUGGGCUUCGGCUUCGUGGCAGGAAGCGAAAAACCUGUGAUUGUUCGGUUUGUGACCGAGGGCGGACCUAGUGUAAAUAAGCUGGAACCCGGUGACCAAAUAUUAGCUGUAAACGGCGAGGACGUCAAGGACGCACCCCGCGACCAUGUGAUACAAUUAGUUAGAAAUUGCGAAAAUUCCGUAACGCUGCUGGUCUGCCAGCCGCAGCUGUACAACGCCGUCGGUCGCAAGUCUACGCUGCUCUCGGCCGGCAAGAAGGCUAAGCUGAAAUCACGCCCCACCCGCGUGCGGUUCGCCGAAAGCGUGUGCGUUAAUGGGGCACCGCUGUUUCCGCCAUCAGCAUUCUCCCUGGGGGAUCUGUGCGUUCCGCCAAUGGCGAACGUGCUCAAAGUUUUCCUGGAAAACGGACAAACUAAGUCGUUCAAGUACGAUUCGACCACCACUGUCCAGGACGUUGUUACAUCGCUACGUGAUAAACUAUGCCUAACCGCCAAGGAGCACUUCAGCCUGGUGCUGGAGCAUGUGAAAAGUUUGAAGCGGAACAAAUUGACCCUUUUGGAUCCACAGGAAACGGUAGCCAGGAUAGCAGCCCGGCCGGGAGCCCACAAGCUACGCUGCCUAUUUCGGGUUACCUUCGUACCGGUAUCGGCUGCGGCUCUAGCCCAGAAGGACCUGAACGCGUUGGACUAUCUGUUUCUGCAGUGCUGUAACGAUGUAACCCAGGAACGGUUCGCCCCGGAACUGCAACCGGAAGUGGCCCUCCGGCUGGCUGCGCUUCAUAUGCAUCAGCACGCGCUUGCGAACAAUAUUUCGCCCGCUAAAUUGACUGUGAAAACUGUAGAACGAGAGUUUGGACUGGAUCGCUUUGUGCCUGCCUCCUUGAUUGACGGUAUGAAACGCAAGGAGCUUCGACGCCUCCUGGGGCAUUUCCUAAAGUUGAACUCCCAGAUGACGGGUUCCUCGACUAAGAUGUUAACACAGUUACAGGCGAAAAUCCAUUAUCUGGAUAUAAUCUCCGGGCUGCCGAGCUACGGUGCGAAAUGCUUCAGCACGAACCAACGGGAUGGCGUAGAACGGGUCCUGCUAGUUAGUCCUCGCUUCGGCCUGAGUCAAAUUGCUGGCGUGCGGAAUACGGUGCCACAGCCAAUUUGCAACCUGGAAGACCUCAUACGUGUAGUGGUGACCCGAGACGAUGACGUAUCCAAUACGGUAGCCGUAUUCAUCACUCCCGAUCGGGUAAUAAACUUUUCGAUGGAGGAUCGAGACGCCUGCGAGUUUGCCAUCGUCCUCGCCGGAUAUUAUGGACUUAUCGCCGGCAAAGAACUUCCCUUGGAGCAGGAACGAGAAACCGUAGUGGAAGAGAUCGCACCACCCUAUCUCUCGCAGCAUACCGUAGUCCACUCUUGCUGGAGUUAUCUUCCCUCGGAGAAGCAAACCCACAGUAUGGCAUUUCUGAUGCCUCCGCCAUACCAUUCGACCAAAACGGUGUACCUUCCUUCGAAAUCGGACGAUUGCGAUCGGAAUAUGAACAACACAUUAACGUCGAACAAGAACCUCAAGCUAGCCGGUAGCGACGAAUACGGUUUCGAGCUGCAUAACCCUCGCGUUUCUAGAGAUGGUCUUGAUCGAGCGAGCGGAUCACUGAAAUCGGAAGCACGAAACGAAGAGGUUCUUCGAAGGGUGGCGGAGAUGCACAAAAUGGUGGAGAGCUCCGAACGGUAUCUGAAUGAACACGGCGAAUAUUGUCACGAGUUUGACGUGCGGCCCGGUAAGCUAAAUCUGUGGCGUGAGACAUCUGUCGACGUGGAAAGUGAUUGCGAAAGCUUAAACAGUAGUAAGCAAUCUUCGAAUGAAGAUGCUCCAGGAGUAUUGAAGCAUAGUGAUUCCCUCACAUUACUUACGGAGACCAUCAACCAAGGCCUGGACGGCAUUGCCAAGGGAUUGAACUCGAUUUACACUGCUCCAUUCAGCGAGGUAAAUGGGCAGUUGGAGAGUAACUCGGCCCAGAGCACACCCAAGAGCCAACGGAAGGUUCAAGGGUUAAGUCAAAUCCUUAGCGAUUUACAAGCAUUAGGCAAUGAUUUGUCUCAGAGUGAAAGUGAUUCCGAAUCUUUAUACACUCCGAACAGUUCCCCAAUUCAUAAAAAUCCCAACCAAAUGCCUCAAAGUAGCCUAAGAAACAAGACUUUGCGUACGAGCUUCGGACUACAUAGUCCAGACAGUUCGAUUCUUGGUUGUGAUACAAAAGAUAUGAACUUGAAAGAAUAUCUUCGUCAGCUAAAAGAAGCAAGCAGCAAUGACAAUUUGGAGAAUACCGACCUAGCAGCGAAAAAGAUAGCCGAAUUGUAUGGCUACGAGAUAGGAGACGAUACCAUCAUCGAAACCGAUCCAGAUAUUAUUGACCUUCGAUCUCUACCACCUCCUCAAACCCCCGAUGAGUUGGAUAAUCUGAAUGUACUGAACAUUCCUCCUACGGGUUUCGAUGAUGGAUCUAACUCAGCCGCGGCUUCCGGCAAAUUAAAUGCAUCAUCUACCGUGGAUAGUGUAGUCGGAGACCUGGAGGAAUUCUUAAAAAAGGUAACGAUAGAACCCCCAACUAAAAAGAUCACUCCAGCUGUAGAACUGACCCCCGAGGAAAUCUUGUCGUAUAUAAUUCCCCCUCCACCGGGACUAGCCGAUAAUGACCCAGGCACAAAACAACCCAUACCACUAGCACUGAAAAAUAAUAUUCCUAAUCUCCAGAGCCCAGCGAACAAUAAUAGUACCAAUACCAAGAACCUCAACCAUAUCGCAACAACCGAGCCGCCAGUGCCAAAACCAAGAAUCAACACCGAAACGAACUCCAUCAACUUACUGGCGAAGUACGACAAGUCGAGAUUUGAGGUGUACUAUCCACCGGAGAUGAGGGAGCAAAGAAGUACCGAAUACAACCUUUACAGUAAUUCAGAAGUAGCUAAUAUUAAGAGUCUACCAGGAGGAUCUGAGAAAACCAACGGCCAUGUCAUCGAAUACCCGACCGUUGACCGGAAAGGUCCCUUUUCUUGCUGUGCAAAAUUAAAGAAAGAAAAGACUGAAGAGCCAAUCGGAGGACAAGUCUCCAACGGUAUCAAAAUCUUUGAAGCAAAGGCUGAAGAACUGACACUGCCUCCGAAGCGUUGCCCUCAUACGCCGGAAACCAGUGUCCCUGAAAGACCGCCUAAAAGUGCUGAACUGCAACUUAAACUCAACUCUCCGAUUCGUUCUCCAAAUUCCCCGAAUUAUGCUAAAACGAACGGCAAUCAUGGCAGUUAUUAUGAAAUGGACCCUCCUUCGCUACCACCUCGAUUCGAGAAGCAAUCCACCUCUCCACCACCGGUAAACCUGUCUACAUUACCGCCGAAGAAGCCUCCAUUGCCACCAGUUCCUCUGAAGCCAUGCAUUCGUAGCCCCGUUCCGAUCCUCAAGAAUCCCAUGACGUACACAUUAUCCAGCUCCGCAAACAAUUCUCCGAUUCGAACAGCCGGUAUUGGUUCACCUCAUUUACACCGUAAUCCAAACUGUUAUAGGGAAAUUGAACGAGCAUUCAACAGAGACGACCUUUCCGAUAAACCUCCGCAAUCGCUGUCACCGACGCCUACGAACCGUCAAAACGGUCACUUCCGGUCGCACAGUGACUGUCCACCAGUCUGUCUAAAGAACCCAUCCGCAGAAAACAGACCACAGCUGUCGCUGCUCUGCUCACCACAGAUGUCCCGCAAGACGAACCUUAGCAACCCGAGCAGUCCCAUUCUUUCAAACAAGAAUGGUCACGUACUAAACGUCGACACACUGAUGGCAAAAACCGAUGUCGCCAUGGCUGGUUUGCUGGUCAAGUUGGACCAAGUCGCAGCCAUGUGCUCUGCUGCGCAAACCGCCGGCGGUGGCACCAGCAUUGAUGAGGAGAAAUUCCAGCUAGCCAAGGACGAACUGACCGACCAGUCGCUCCUUCUGGUGACAGCUUCCAAGCAUCUGGUCGUAUCGAUGUCCGAUGCCAACCUGACUAACCUACCGGAACAUCUCACAGCGUGCCUUUCGGCUCUGCGAAGGAUCACCGAACUGGCCCAGGACCUAACCCGAUAUACCUCGGCACCGCUGCAGACAAGGAACAUUGUGCUGAAGAUUCACGACGUCGCAUCCAGCUUCCGGGAGCUGGCCUGCGUCAAGGUAGGUCCACUCGGAGCCGGCCAGCUGGCAUUGCAUGCCGAGUGUCUGGCCAACGUGCUGGCGACACUGCUGCGCAGUUUGCGCGUUUUUUCACCCUAGAUGUGCGCGGACUGGGCGCCUGAUUUGCCGUUGUAAAUAGAACCGAGAAGCUGUUGGAAGUUGUGUUUGAUAUUGCAAGUUAGGUUAAUUGUUACUAUUUUGGUAGGAUCGGGAACAAUUUGUUAGAGAACGUUAAACGUAGACGUUAGUUUCAGGCAUUUGUUAUUUAUUAGAACUGUUUGAGUGUUCGAAGGAAGAUCGUUUACGGUUUAUGUGUUUGGUCAAACAGAAAACAAGGUUUACUGUAUUUAGGAGGAGUUUCAGCUUUAGAAUUGUAAAGGUCCAAGUAUUAGUGAUCUAUUACUUAGUUUUUCUGCACUUUGGGAACGAGUAGAUAAAAAUCAAGUUUUACAGCCAAACGUGCGAAACACGACCGAAAAUACUUUCAGGAAUGAUACAAGUAAUUUUUGAUUUCUCUCUUCCUUCUCACUGAAUACUCAGUGUAAACAUAUAUACAAUCGAUAGAUCUUGGUUUAAAUGUCAGCAGUGAUUUCUACGGACGAAUACAGCACAGUCUUACCUCACCAAGAUAAAAUUGCAUAGAACACACAAACGUAGAUGUGAGUCAACCUUCUCAUCGGCUGCUCUAUUUCUAUCAAGUUGAUACACCCCAUGAUAUCCCCGUACACGACUGUUUCUCCCUGUUUCUUGUUCAGUUUUAGUUAACAGCUACCGUAACUACACUAACUCUCUGCACGCUUCCGUUAAGGCGCUUUGCUCCAACUCCAAUACGCUGGGCCGAGCACUACAUGUUCAAGGAUCUCUACUGAACAUCACUUUAGUUAAUUUCUCGUCGAGCAUUCGCGCUACGUGCCCAGCCAACUGUAGUCUAUUGUGCUUUAUCAGACUUCCGAUAACAGUAUGUUUACAUACUUGGUACAGUUCGUGGUGCUUGCCUCUGUACCAUUCUUGCAUUUUCUCAUGAUAUUAUAACCGUAUUGUAUGUUGUAUUGUCAUAGUUUAUAGUCAAUUGGAUUUUCAUAGUCUUUUAGAAGACACAAACCUCUUCAACUGCAACUGCUCUGCGAUGUUCAUGAAUCCAAUGAGCAUUAUAGUUACUAUAUUCAUAGGACAGAGAACAGACAUAUAAGCUGGAACAAACUUUCCCGAAAGACCUGUGUAAACAUUAAAAUGAAAAUACGUUAAAAAUCACCAUCGCAUACAGGUUCGCAUGUAUGAGCCACCAUUGUAUCCAAGUUUGCACACAAGUCCCAUAUAGUGAUUGCUGGCCGAUCGAAGCGCCGCCAAGUGGCAAGUUGCUACUUGCUGUUGUCAUUUCAAAGCGACAGUUUUAUUUCACAAAAGCCAGAUAACUGGCAGCUCUUAUUCCAGGAAGAAAACACUGGCAUCGCAUGCAAAUGUUCACGCUCUAGCUUAAUAAUUUCAUUGUUGAUGUCGUCAGCAAGGACUUUACAAUCCGAUGAUAUGAUGUGGUUUCAUACUUGUACGAAUAUGGCUUGGUGUCACAGAUUUUUUUUGUUUAUUUGUUUCUCUACGCUCAAUAACACAAGCAAAAAGUAAAAUAAUUAUUACCAUAAUCACAACACCUUUACCAUAAACAUCCGAAAAGAACUUGUUAUGUGACGUCAUGCUCGAUUAGCUCCGGCAUUUGACAUGUUCAAUUGGCUCCGCACAGUGUCUCCACCUAACUAUGAAUAUAGUAACUAUAAUGAGCAUGUGAGAUUUCUUGAUGACAAUUCGCUUUCUUCACACAUCAAACUUCGUAUCGCACCUUCGAGUAUAAAUUAAAAAAGCUUUAAUCCCUAAAACCACUAACGAGUCGUGUGGCUCUCUGACUACUCCGACGCUUUAUUUUGACUUAUCCAGUGUCAUACGAAUCAGUUUGAUCAGUCUUGUUGAGAACAGGGCUGGCGCUAAACUUUUAGCCCGAGUAGGUAGUAAGGUAAGCAUAGGGUUGGGUUCGAUGCCUUUCAGUAGGCACAACACCAGUUCAGUCCGCUCGUGCUUUAGAAAUACCCACAGAAGCAUGUUGCCAGAUGUCUUAGUGACAAAAACGCAUCACAUACAUCCGAAAUAUUAAACGUGGGCGCCAAUAGUCUCAUUACAUUUGCCAAGACUAUUUUGGAAUGAAAAUUCCAAUCGAACACAAAAGCAUAAAAAUAAAUUCAUAUAUCCCAACGCUAAUUCAUAAGCAGCAAGCAGCACACACACGUCGCACGCUGCAGUGUUCAACUCAAUCUAAAACCCAAGUGGUACGAGCACUCGAAAAAUUUGUACACGGUUUAACUGGGUGUGGGCUAAAACCACCGCUGCCAAAAGUCCGCAGCGUCUACCGCUCACUGUACCGUUCGGAUGUUAUAGUUACUGUUACUCGCAUGGCAUGCGCACAACUAAUUAUUGAAAUGGACAAGCCGAGGGGAACGUCACUUCAGAAUAAUUGUUAUGUUCCGUUCAAUUUUGCAUUUCCAAUUUUGCUCGAAUUCCGAUCAAUUUGAUGGAACUGGCAACUCUGCAUGCUCUAUUUUCGAAACUUUCAAUAAUUCUGGCAACAAAAUAUAUGUUUCUGUUUUGAUUUGUUCCUACAGUUAUGCUGCUGGCAAUGUUUUGUUUUGAUUUUAUCGAGCACUGAAACUGUCAAAACGUGAAUUUCGAGCAAUUCAAUUUUUUAUGACACAUUUCAAACUAUCCUCGGCCAUUCCAAACCAUUAUCAUUUAAUGUCGGAAAUUCGAAUCCAUUUUGAUCUAACCAAUGCCAAUGCAGUUGUUUGUAGCAUCAUUCGCUCAAACCGUCCAGCUACUCAAUCAUUUUUCAUUUAUUUUCAAUUUCAUUGACCCUGUGAAUACUGGGAUAGACAACCCAAUAUUACCCAGAAUAUACUUCAGACUGUUUAUGUGUGCUUGAACAUGCUAAACAUUUCAACAUUUAACCUAAACUGGCCACUACAAAGCAGAUUACGGGUUUGGUUAGUGAAUGAAAAAGCAUCAAUUUGAAAUGAAGGUGCUCGUUUUAGUCAUGAAAAUCCCGCCAACUUAAAGGUAAAUGAUUGAAGGAGGCUUUGAAUUUGAAGCUUAGUUGCGGUAGAUUCAACUGAAAGUUGGCAUUUGAAAAUGAAAAUUCGCACCACUGGUCACAGGUUUGCAGGUUUUAAUAUAGAAAUUUAUAAUUUCGAACAGUUUUGUUUCGGUAUACUUUUUCCAAUAUUAAUGCAACAACCAUAAUUACCUAUACUUGUCCGUCUACGGUAUCCCCUGGAUUCAAACAGGGUAUCCCCUGGGGUAGGAUAUAUACCCUAAGUUGGGAAUCGCUGACAAAUACAAUAAAAACAGACACUGCUACAAUCAACAACUUAACGCCUUCGAACUUCAGUGCCUACUGUUUGACCAAACACAUAAUUUCAGGAUUUGAAAGGAUAAAAUAUGUUCAUUUUAGUGUAUUUUAACUGCAUUGUAUUCUAGAACAAUUAUGGUAUUAAACAAUUAACAACCCUAUGGUUGAUGUUAUCUAAACAGAAUUUCGAUUCGCAUAUGUGUAGUUAAAUAACAUGAUUAGCUUUAAUAUCCUCGUCAACUGCAAAGGAAAAAUAAUUCAUAUAGGCUAUAAAAUUAUGACUACAUGAGACCAUGAAAGGAUCAUAAAAUUAAAAAAACAAAAAAAACAUAAAACAUGAAUUAAUUAAGUGGCGAAAUCAAUCAAAUUGUAUCAACCGAACUACCGAAGGGAAUCAACCAAAACAGAGCUGCAAACAGAAAACCGUCAUAAUCAGUAAAUAUUGAUUAGCUCAUAGUUUCGCUGUCGUCAUAAAUUACACGCAUAUGGGACGGGAAACAAUCCAACCCCAACAACAACAACCGCGUACUAGUUAAGGUGAUUUCUGUUAUAGUAAUAAGGUAUAAUAUGACAUAUAAAACGACACGUGUGGGGCAGAAAAAAACUGUUAGACAUCUGCCGCAGACCACAACCAACUUAAAACACAAUAACGCGGUAAGCCAAUAUAGUAUGGAAUUACUCUCUAAUGAUUCUAUAUUGAAACCCUCGCCGUGAAUUAUGGCAUUCGCAUUAAUCGAUCGCACUGCAAUAUGGGCAAUAAUUUAUUGACAAGUACGAACGCCGCCAAUCGCGAGAACAAUGAAUGGAGAGAAAAAAAAAAUAUCUGUUCGAUGUGUGACAAUAUUGCAACUGAUGAUGAUAGUUUUAUAAGGCAUCACAUAUAACCCGUAUAUAUUAGUGCGUCAUAAAUUAGCUUAAUCUUUAACACACUAAGCGCAGGCAAUGUUUUAUAUUUAGCAUAUAUAGCAAGAUUAGGUUUCGAAUAAUGAAUCCCCUAUAAGUUGUAUCACAGAAAUAAAGCUCUUUGGGCCAUAUCAUUAAAUAGUAUACCAAAUCCAUAUCCACCAAAAAUAUAUCAGAUAAAAUUUUCCAUUUUUUUGCACUCCCCCCCCCCCCCCCCCACCUUAAAACCUAAUGAGUGUCAUAUCUACAAAACAGGUACAUGUACUCAACACAACCUAUGUGUUUUGGAACAUUUUAAGAAUUCUGCGUGUGUCAUUUUACCUAGUUUUAGUUAGUUUUAUUUAAGCGUUGUAAUGCCUGUUAUUUUACUUUUCAAGUUUAUCACUGUUAUUUUUGCUUUACUAAAAGUAGAAACAAUUCUUAAUCCACUCCACGUACAACAAUGUCACCUGAUCCGAUUCAAAUCCGUAUGAGUUCAGCUAGUCAUGUGUUUCAAUGAACCAAGAAAAGCCGUAUUUCGUUUCACAUUCUCAACAUCACAUCAUUCCAGCUGAAAUUUGACAGUCACUCGACGAAGCGAACCUUUCGGUUUUAAUUUUAUCUAAUUUUAAAUAACUCUAAACUAUGGCUGAGCGCUAUUGUAACCACAGACUAAUCUAAAUACAGAUUAUACUAGAUUCACAUCCCUUAGCAAAUUACGGAGGGGGACGAACAAACUGUCGAAUCUGUUGAAUGUGUGUAUAACUAAUCACAGAAAAUGUAGCCGAAAUGAAAUAUCAGACAUGCAACAGUGCGAAUGUUUCAGUUCAAUGAAAGCAUCUAAUAUAAACAAUACAUAUGAAUACUACCUUGUACUACCACAAACAAAAAUGAUGACGAAAUUAUUGUGUAAUGGAUGAAAUCCUACCCCCAUUUCCUCUCUACCUAACUGAUGUAAAACUCAAACAUAUGAAUCGGCAAGUAGAUAAGCAUAACUAAUAAAAUUAGUUAACAUUAUUA